Messenger RNA from Diceros bicornis minor, 2347 nucleotides. It is a transcript of the gene NBL1, whose product is annotated as NBL1, DAN family BMP antagonist. The transcript is spliced from 5 exons. The coding region runs from base 1 to 1146 and encodes 381 amino acids. Lineage: Eukaryota; Metazoa; Chordata; Mammalia; Perissodactyla; Rhinocerotidae. Gene Ontology annotation, biological process: animal organ morphogenesis. The record is from RefSeq and is a predicted model, not a curated record. Gene Ontology annotation, molecular function: receptor ligand activity; BMP binding.
AUGCUCAACAACCUCCUGACAUCAGAUGAGCUGCACCCAUCUGGGAGCUUCCAGCCAGCGGAGAGAAGUCGGAGCGUAGAGAAACCCGGCGGAGGGCGCUUUGGAAAGAGUGGGGGCGCCAGCUGCCCCGCCGCGCCGUCGGUCCGCGCCGAAGCCUGGCCCGAGGCUCACGGGCGGGCGGGCGGGCGGGUGGCGAGAAGGGGCCGGGGCUCCGGGCGGCCGAGGCGCCCCCUCCUGCGCGCCCGGAGGGAGCGGCCGUGCGCGCCCGCCCGCCCUUUCUCUUUCGCGUCCCUCCCUCCGCUGCCCCCGCCCUCGCUCCCUAUUUGGAGCGGAGACACCCCUGACGUCGGAGCCGCUCGGCUCGCCGCUCCCCCGCACCGCGCGCCCGCCCGGGGCCGCAGACGGCGCGCAGCGCAGCCCAGCCGAGCCUCGCGGGGCCGCCGCCAGCCCUGCCGGCCGCCUCCCCGAGCCUCCCGCGGGCGCCGGGCCUCUCCCCGCCGCGGCCCGCAGACAGCUCCGCAGGAACCGGCGGGCGCGCCGCGCUCCCCGCCGCCGCCGCCGCCGCCGCGCGCGCGUUCUAGGGCUCUACAGGCCGCGGGCACGAUGCUUUGGGUCCUGGUGGGGGCUGUCCUCCCCACCAUGCUGCUGGCCGCCCCCCCGCCCAUCAACAAGCUGGCCCUGUUCCCAGACAAGAGCGCCUGGUGCGAGGCAAAGAACAUCACCCAGAUCGUGGGCCACAGCGGCUGUGAGGCCAAGUCCAUCCAGAACAGGGCGUGCCUGGGACAGUGCUUCAGCUACAGCGUCCCCAACACCUUCCCGCAGUCUACAGAGUCCCUGGUGCACUGUGACUCGUGCAUGCCAGCCCAGUCCAUGUGGGAGAUCGUGACCUUGGAGUGCCCUGGCCACGAGGACGUGCCCCGGGUGGACAAGCUGGUGGAGAAGAUCUUGCACUGCAGCUGCCAGGCGUGCGGCAAGGAGCCCAGUCACGAGGGGCUGAGCGUCUACGUGCAGGGCGAGGAUGCGCCGGGCCCCCAGCCUGGCGCCCACCCCCACCUCCACCCUCACCCCCACCCCGGCGGGCAGACCCCUGAGCCCGAGGACCCCCCCGGGGCCCCCCAUGCCGAGGAAGAGGGGGCUGAGGACUGAGGCCCCGGCUCAUCCUCCCCUCUCAUCCCCUGUGGCAUGUGGGGUCUCGCCCUCCUGGGGGGGAGUGGGGGAGAGGCUGAAGCCCCCCUCUGGCACUGGAUGGACUUGGAUUCAGACUUGGACUUGGAAUGCUUUCCAGUUGCCAUGGAGGUCUGAAGGGAGGGGCUGGAGCGAGCUGCACAAUUUAAUAUAUUCAGGGGGGGAGGAAGCAGACGACUUCAGGCUUCUUUUUCCAAGGGGGAUUCUCCUCCUUUCUGCCUCCUGGAGAUGUGCCCUGGGGAGGGGGAGGAGGCUGGCUAAGCUGCUGAGGGGGGGGUCAGGCCAUCCAAGAUGGCGGGAGCCAGGCUAAGGCCCACACAGCCCUGGCGGGGCGGGGCCCCUGGGGGUGCAGGUGGUGGCGCUGGGGCCCUGAGCUGAGGGUGGGCACUAGGCCAGCGGCAGCCCUGAGGGAGGGGCUGGGUCCCGGCCAGGAAGACAUUAGCAGAAGCAGGAAACUUGGGCCCCACAGGCUUCCCCAGAGGCCUCCCAUCCCCAGGGCAGCUUCUCCCCAGUGGCGCUGAAGUGGCCCUCUCUAGAUGGCGUGGUUGGGAGUCAGGCCUGGGCAGGACCCUGCUGACUCAUGGCCCUGGAGCUGGGAGCCAGGCUCUCUGGGCCUUUCUGGCAUCCUUCGCUUUCCAGGGGGUGGAGGGAGGCAAGGGAGGAACCUUCCUGGGCCAGGGGGAGGGGAUGACUCCCCAGACCAUCACUGAAGAAGAGUAACUGUCUCCCGCUCCAUCUCUGAGCUCUUAGUGCCUCCCACUGCCCCCGAAGUUCUGGGCCCCUCAGAAAGCUGAUGGAGCCAGCCCUACCCUCCUGGGGAGCUCUUUCUAGAUAUCUGACAGUGGGGAGGUUCCAAGACCCAGAGGUUCCAAGGAGGGACCUGGGUGGGAUGGACUCGGGAGGAGCAGGGGCUAGAGCUGAGGCCUCUCUCCAGCUGCCCAGUCCCACCCCCACCCCCUCCCAGCUGCACUUUAACCCUAGAGGGGGCGCGGGGACCAGGGGGAGGGCAGGGCAGGCGGGCAGUACCCAGAACUGCCCGCCAGCCCCCUGCCUGGGGUGCCAGCCCCCACGGCAGUUGUGACAAGAGCUUCUGGAGCUUGUGACCAGUAGAUUGUCUCCCUGACGGACCCGAGUUUUCUCAUGAAUAAAUUCGUUCAAUGCC